GAUUUUAAAAGCACUGCAGGAGAAUUAAGGAAUUCAGAAGUCGUAGGAUUUAUUUGGUGGAAUUUUUUUAUUCUACUUCAUACUACCCUAGUUAAUUAAGUUUAAAUUUAUAAUAUUUAGGAAAACGGAUAUUACAUCGUCAUUGGUAAAGUUUCAUAAUCAAACGACAUACGUCAUAGAUGUGUUUUCGUUGUUUGUAUCUUAUUUUCCGUAGCGGUGUCGUUGGAGGGGGAUUCUCCGGUGGAGCUCACAUCAUUUGACAGCAUUUUUUUUCUGUCGUGACGAGACCUAGUAAUGUAAUUUCAUUGGACGCCCCGUGAGCAACUCACACAGCCAUCCUCCUCUCCCCUCCUCUCUCUCCUCUCUUCCGCCCUCUCUCGCCCUGUCUCUCCCUCAGUUGUGGAGGUGCAGCUCCCUCAGAGCGUACACAGCGCGUGUGUGUACAUGUCAGUGCGGCGCUGCAGAACGCUGUCAACUGUGUUACUACACUUUUACUAUCUUUUACACACCUGUUUUAUUCUUGUUUUUUUCUCUCUCCUACUUUAGUUCCUUUUUUCAAAUCCACCUGGAAACCUCAUCUGGAUGUGAAGUCAAGUCAAGUGUCAGAUUUCUGCUCCAACUCCAGCAGCAGGACCCUGAUCUUUUUGGUGUGGCUCCUUGUGGUCUCUGCAACCUUUCCAACCUUUCCCCCUGAAGCUCUGACCAUCUGUGUUUGGUCCAGUGAAGCAGAGGAAUGUUUGUAGUUCUCCACUCGUAGCCACUCUGCAGUGCAAUGGGCUCAGAGGAGCGAGGCUCAGCCAUGUCACAGAAGAUCUCCUCACUGUCACGCAGCAACAGCAGCUCCUCAUCCAAACAAGAGGGCCGACAGGACAACUGGGAAAUAGUAGAAGGCCUGCGCGGAGGAUUCGGCAACGUCAUGGAGCCGCAGAAACAGGAGGGUUACAUGUUGAAGAAGAGGAAGUGGCCAAUGAAAGGCUGGCACAAGAGAUACUUUUCUUUAGACAAGGGCGUCCUGAAGUAUGCCAAGUGCAGCGCUGAUAUUGAGAAGGGGAAACUGCACGGUUGCAUCGACGUGGGUCUCUCUGUCAUGGCCAUUAAGAAGAAAGCAAAGUGCAUUGAUCUGGAUGCUGAGGAAAACAUCUAUCACCUGAAGAUUAAGUCCCAGGAGCUGUUUGAUGACUGGGUGUCUAAGCUGCGCCAUCAUCGUCUCUAUCGGCAGAAUGAAAUUGCCAUGUAUCCUACUGAGAAGACCUUUUACUACACCUCCCCCAGCUCGCCCAACGUGGCUAAGAAUGCCUCCUUCAGAAGGUGCAUGUCUAUACGAAGGCAGUCCACGGUGCAUUCAGUGGGAGCCUUUCCAUUAGGCUGCAACAGCCAGGCCAAGGUUACAGCCUGGCUGCAGUCCUCAGAGGACUUGGAUAAAUGUUCCAAAGACCUGUCCGUCUGUGACUCCUACCUGCUGGAGCUCAACCACCUGCUGCAAAAUAUGGAAGUCCUCCACCGCACAUACUCUGCUCCGUCCUUUCAAGCCCUGCAGACAUCUACAUUUGACAGUCCCAAGAAGGAAAAAAGACUUCCAAGAAAAUGGCGCUCAAAGAACUACAACAAAGAUACCAAGACAACACUCCAGGUGCCCAGCUGCAUUUCCUCUGGUGCCGUCCGUCUCCAUGCCUCCAAUCCUAACCUCUCCACAGCUGCUCUCGUCAAUGACAAAAUCGACCUUGAAUCUCUGGACUGUGCCUUCGACGUGGCCAAGCUGCAGGAGGACUUCUGUCGAGUCGCAGCAGAUUUACAUGCCACCAUGAUGUCAGCCCUCACUGCCCUGACCUCGGAGAGGGAGAGGCUAAAACAGUGUCUGGACCAUGACUCAUGCCCCCCCGCGUCCCCACAAGUGGUCAGUUUGAAGAAUGCACUGGCGACGGCUUUAUCUCAAAACUCUGAGUUGAGGGAGCGUCUGGGAAAGAUCCAUGCUGAGUCCCACAUCACGGAGUCCACACAGAUACAUCUGACUGCUCCUGUGCAGAAACAGGACUCAGUGGACGAAUCACCUGCUCUGGUGCACCAGGUGUCCAAUGAGAGCAGAGCGUCGAUUACAGAGUCUUUGUCCGAGUUCUUCGAUGCACAGGAAGUCCUGUUGUCUGCCAGUUCCUCUGAAAACGAGGUGUCUGAAGACGACUCGUACACCAGUGACGUCAGUGACAACAUCUCCAUGGACAACUUCAGCAAUGGCACAGAAAUGGAAAGAUCCAACUCCGGUCCUGUAGGAAAUAGUGUCGCACUUUGUCAGCGUAGAACACGUCUGCCGGCCCCCAGUCCCAACAACAGCACCAUCAGCCUGUGGAACAUCCUCAGAAACAACAUUGGUAAAGACCUGUCCAAGGUGGCUAUGCCUGUGCAGCUAAAUGAGCCUCUCAACACCCUGCAGAGACUCUGUGAGGAGCUGGAGUACAGCGAGCUGCUGGAAACAGCCGCCAACACCAGGGACCCCUAUGAACGGAUGGUGUACGUGGCUACAUUUGUUGUUUCAGGAUAUGCGUCCAGCUACUACAGAACUGGAGGGAAGCCGUUUAACCCCAUCCUGGGGGAGACGUACGAAUGUGACCGUCCUGAUAAAGGCUUUAGAUUUGUUGCAGAGCAAGUCAGUCAUCAUCCACCAAUCUCUGCCUGUCACGCAGAGUCUAAAAAAUUUAUAUUCUGGCAAGAUGUCAGGUGUAAGAACAAGUUCUGGGGCAAGUCCAUGGAGAUUGUUCCUGUGGGCACCACUCAUGUGACUCUGCCUGAAUUUGGGGACCACUACCAGUGGAACAAGGUGACGUCCUGUAUUCACAACAUCCUGAGUGGGCAGCGCUGGAUUGAGCACUACGGCGAGAUCACCAUACGAAACUCCAGCAGCGAUAUUUGCCAGUGCAAGAUCACUUUUGUUAAGGCAAAAUACUGGAAUUCAAGUGUGAAUGAAGUGGAAGGAACUGUGACAGACCAGAAAGGAAAGGUCAUCCACACUCUCUUUGGGAAAUGGCACGAGGCAGUUUUCUGUGGUGACCCGCCCACAGCUACAUGUAUCUGGAGAGCAAAGGUUAUGCCAGUGGACCAUGAUCAGUAUUAUGGUUUUACUAAGUUUGCCAUGGAGCUGAAUGAGUGUGAAACCUCACUGAAGUCACUUCUGCCACCCACAGACACCAGGCUGCGGCCGGACCAGAGACUGCUGGAGGAAGGAAAGGUGGAGGCUGCAGAGAAGGAGAAACAGAGGAUUGAAGAGAUGCAGAGAGAAAGAAGGAGAGUCACCGAAGAGAACAACAUGACACACCAGCCGCACUUCUUCAGGAGGUCAAAGGACGAUACCUGGAUUAGCAACAACUCCUACUGGGAGCUGAGGAAGGAGCAGGGUUUCUCCCACAUGGAUUUCCCCACUCUCUGGUGACAAGAUACACAUUUUCACCUGCUGAGCCUUUACUGUGACCUGAGCUGGUUAUUGUGAACAUCAACAUCUUCAGUCUGUUGGACUUAAUCAGAAUCAUCGCCUCAACAACAAGUGCUUCUCUCAGUUGCUUAUGCAAAGCAGAAGAUCUGUGUAGAUUCCCAUCCAUCCAGGUCAUUUAGUUGACAUUAAAUCAGUAGCAGCUGGACUAAAAGGUCAGUCAAAGAUUUUUCUAAACUCAUCCAGGCGACUUUGAGGUUAUAAUGAAAGAGUUUAAGAGAAACAUAUUUGAACGUUAUGAGAAAAAUAACACAUUCACAAGAAGGAAAAAAGCUUUUAUGAAUAAAAGUUCUAAUAUUACAAAAAAAAAGUCAUAAGUCGAUGCGAGGAAAAGUCGUUACGAGAAAAGGUUCUAAUUUUAUGGGGAAAAAAAUCAAAAAUUUAUGAGAAAAUAGUUGUAAAGUUUGUCAAUUUAUUAUAAAUGAAUUCUGGUAAAGUUAUGACCUUUGCCCUAAACAUUUCUUUUUCCUUAAAAUUGUGACUUUUUAAUUGUAAAUAUAUGACUUUUUACCAAUAACUUUUUUCUCAUAAAUUACUUAUUUUCUCUCACAACAUUAUUACUUUAUCCUCAUAAAUGUAUCAUGUUGUUCUACUAAUUUUAUUUAUUUUUUAUUCUCGAUGUGGCCUCAAUAUAUUCAUAUAUUUAUUCUGCACCAACACAAUGCCUUACUCUUUUCAUAUUUUAUUUAAUUAUUACUUUUUUGCAUCUCUUGAAAAGUCUUAAAAUGAAUGUUUUACAAUGGAUCACAUGACCUUUACAUGCAUCCUGUGCUCUUUGCUCUGGCUGUGUCUGAAUGAGUUUGCAUCUGAGCUUCAGUAGGGAAUCACAUGCAAUUAAAGUCUUUGUCACUUAACUUAUUGAGCCACUAUUUAUACUGACCCAGUGUGGCCAGAAGUGUCCAGAUGUUUGCUCAAUCUGAGAAAACAUGUAAUGCUUUCAUUUGUGGAUUUAUUUUUGGUAUUUUGUUUAAAACAAAACAAAUAAAAAUAUAUAAAUGACUA
Molecule: messenger RNA, 4477 nt
Organism: Cynoglossus semilaevis (tongue sole)
Lineage: Eukaryota; Metazoa; Chordata; Actinopteri; Pleuronectiformes; Cynoglossidae
Gene: osbpl3b
Product: oxysterol binding protein-like 3b
Exons: 24
Coding region: 773-3418 (881 amino acids)
Cellular component (GO): cytosol; nuclear membrane; perinuclear endoplasmic reticulum
Molecular function (GO): cholesterol binding
Source: RefSeq, a predicted model, not a curated record